AUGUCCAGCAUUGUUGACAACUCCGCUAUAGCUGGGGCUGAGUUGUUGGUUCCCAAGCUGUUUUUAUUCCGUCCCUAUGUGUGGCCAUUCACCAUAGUGUAUCCAGUUUUCCUUGAGAUCUACUUUAACCACUACGACAAGUAUGUUGUAGGGGCCGAAUGGACGUUUGUGUAUUUGAUCACGAUCAUUUCUGUUAACAUGCUCUUCUGGUUGAUGCCCCAUUGGAACAUCAACAUUGACUCUCGUUUCAACUACUCUCCUGUGAAGACGAUUGCUGAAGCCAGUCAUAUCAAAAUCACCCCUGCCCCAAACCUGGGAGUUGGCGAAAUCUGUUCAAUUUCUAGAGAAACAUUCCAUGAUGGUGAAAAGCAGGUGUCGUUUUUGUACCAGAAACGUCGCCACUUGUUCCAUACCGAAACCCAGAAGUUUUCGCCUCCUGCUUUCCUCUUCGACGAAGAGCCUGAAUUGGCCAAGUUCCAGAACUCCACAGGGUUACUGGGAGACUUGGAGAAGCUUUUGAGAAACUACGGUGAAAACAAGUUCGAUAUUCCUGUCCCUACGUUCUUGGAGUUGUUCAAGGAACAUGCCGUUGCUCCUUUCUUUGUGUUCCAGAUAUUCUGUGUAGCUCUUUGGUGUAUGGAUGAGCAGUGGUACUACUCGUUAUUCUCGCUCUUUAUGCUUGUUUCGUUCGAGAUGACUACCGUCUUCCAGAGAAGAACGACCAUGGCUGAGUUCCAGAGUAUGGGUAUCAAGCCUUACACUAUCUACACUUACAGAAGUGAAAAGUGGAAACAAUUGAAGACCACCGAAUUGCUUCCUGGCGAUUUGGUUUCUGUCACCAGAACUAGCGAUGACUCUGCACUUCCCUGUGAUUUACUCUUGACUGACGGUAGUGCAAUUGUUAACGAAGCCAUGUUGUCUGGUGAGUCUACACCUUUGUUGAAGGAGUCGAUUAAGUUGAGACCUAGCGGUGAAAAGUUGCAGCCAGAUGGCUUUGACAAGAACUCGAUUUUGCAUGGUGGUACAUCGGCUUUGCAAGUGACCAAGCCGGAAAACCCCAUCGUUCCUAUUGCUCCCGAUAACGGAGCUCUUGCGUAUGUGACCAAGACAGGAUUUGAAACUUCGCAAGGUUCUUUGGUUCGUAUGAUGAUCUUCUCCAGUGAAAGAGUUUCUGUGGGCAACAAAGAGGCAUUACUCUUCAUCUUGUUCUUGUUGCAAUUCGCUAUAGCUGCCUCGUGGUACGUUUGGGUCGAAGGAACGAGGAUGGGUAGAACCCAAGCCAAGUUAAUCUUAGACUGUAUCAUUAUUAUUACGUCCGUAGUUCCUCCUGAGUUGCCUAUGGAAUUGACUAUGGCUGUGAACUCGUCUUUGGCUGCUUUACAAAAGUACUAUGUUUACUGUACUGAACCUUUCAGAAUUCCUUUGGCCGGUAGAAUCGAUGUCUGUUGUUUCGACAAGACCGGAACCUUGACUGCAGAAGAUCUUGUGUUUGAAGGUUUAGCUGGUUUCAACCUCAACGACAUCCACCACUUGUUCAAGUGCGAAGACGCCCCUGAAACGACUUCUCUUGUCUUGGGUUCGGCUCAUGCUUUAGUUAGACUUGAUGAUGGUGACAUUGUAGGUGAUCCAAUGGAACAAGCCACCUUGAAGGCCGCCCAUUGGAACGUCGGAAAUAACGAUACUGUAGAAAGAGACAUUGGAAAAGGCAAGUCGGAAAAGAUCAAGAUCUUGCGUCGUUUCCAAUUCUCAUCCGCCUUGAAAAGAUCCUCGGCUAUCUCCUCCAUUAAUACCGUCCCUGGUAAGAACUUUGUAGCCGCUAAGGGUGCUCCAGAGACAAUCCGCAAUAUGAUUAUUGAUGCUCCAGAGAACUAUGAAGAUAUCUACAAGUCGUUCACCAGAUCUGGUUCUCGUGUGCUAGCUUUGGCUUAUAAGUACCUUGAUGCUAACGUCAAUGUGAAUAAGGUUGCCAGAGAAGAAAUCGAGUCCAAGUUGCACUUUGCUGGGUUUAUUGUUUUCCACUGUCCUUUGAAAGACGAUGCUGUGGAAACAAUCAAGAUGUUAAACGAAUCCUCUCACCGUUCUGUUAUGAUCACUGGUGACAAUCCUUUGACUGCUUGUCACGUUGCUAAGCAGGUGGCUAUCACCACUAAGGACGUGUUGAUCUUGGAUGCUCCGGAGGAGCACCAUGAUCAGAAUUUGGUCUGGAGAAACGUCACUGAAUCUAUUGUUAUUCCUUUCAAGUCUUCCGAUGAAAUCAACACCGAGUUGUUCAAGAAGUACGAUGUCUGUAUCACUGGUUAUGCGUUGGGCUACUUGGCUGACCACGAGCAAAUUUUGGACUUGUUGAAGCACACUUGGGUUUAUGCUAGAGUUUCACCAAACCAGAAGGAGUUCAUCUUGACAUCGUUGAAGGAAGCUGGCUACAACACCUUGAUGUGUGGUGACGGAACCAAUGAUGUGGGUGCUUUAAAACAAGCCCACAUUGGUGUCGCUUUGUUGAACGGUACUGAAGACGGCUUGAAGAAGAUUGCUGAAAACAGAAAGAUCGAAGCCAUGACUAGAGUCUAUGAAAAGCAAGUGGAGAUUUUCACCAACUGGGGUAAGAACCCACCUCCAGUUCCACCUCAACUUGCCCAUGUCUAUCCACCUGGACCAAACAAUCCAAAAUAUUUGGAAGCCUUGCAAAAGAGAGGUGUGGAAAUUACAGAUGAAAUGAGACGUGCUGUGGCCAUUGCUAACAGGGGUGGUCUUCCCAAGAUCAAAGCUAAGGAAGGAAAGCAAAGUGCCUCUAGUAUUGCUGACUCUUUGAUGGCUUCACUUAAUGAUCCAGAAGGUGAAGACGAAGCUCCAGUCUUGAAGUUGGGAGAUGCUUCUGUUGCUGCGCCUUUCACUUCCAAGUUGGCUAAUGUGUCUACUGUUACAAACAUUAUUCGUCAAGGUCGUUGUGCCUUGGUUUCCACCAUUCAAAUGUACAAGAUCUUAGCCUUGAACUGUUUGAUUUCUGCCUACUCUCUUUCCGUGUUGUACUUGGCUGGAAUCAAGUUUGGUGAUGCUCAAUCCACCAUCUCUGGUAUUUUAUUGUCUAUUUGCUUCUUGUCGAUUUCCCGUGGUAGGCCAAUUGAGAAGUUGUCAAAAGAAAGACCACAGGACGGUAUCUUUAACAAGUACAUCAUGGGUUCUAUCUUGGGUCAAUUCGCAAUUCACAUUGUCACGUUGAUCUACAUUACCAGAGAAAUCUAUAUUAAUGAACCAAGAGAACCCCAGAUUGACUUGGAAAAGGAAUUCUCUCCAUCAUUGUUGAACACCGGUAUGUUCUUGUUGCAGUUGGCUCAACAGGUGUCCACCUUUGCUGUCAACUACAUUGGCUUGCCAUUCAGGGAAAGCAUUAAAGACAACAAGGGUAUGUACUAUGGUUUGUUGGGUGUUUCAUUCUUGACUCUUGCUGGAUCCACUGAAUUAAUGCCAGAGUUGAACGAAGCCAUGAAGUUUGUCAAGAUGAGCACAGACUUCAAAAUCAAGUUGACAGGGUCAAUUUUGAUUGAUUUGUCCUUCACCUGGGCCAUAGAAGUGGUAUUGAAGCACUACUUCAUGAAUUCCGGUCCGGCUGACAUUGCUAUUAGAGAUGAUUAG
Messenger RNA from Scheffersomyces stipitis CBS 6054, 3630 nucleotides. RefSeq names its product ion-transporting P-type ATPase (gene SPF1). The transcript is spliced from 2 exons. Gene Ontology annotation, molecular function: P-type ion transporter activity; ATP hydrolysis activity; ATP binding. The coding region runs from base 1 to 3630 and encodes 1209 amino acids. The record is from RefSeq and is a predicted model, not a curated record. Gene Ontology annotation, cellular component: endoplasmic reticulum membrane. Gene Ontology annotation, biological process: intracellular calcium ion homeostasis. NCBI's taxonomy places the organism in Eukaryota, Fungi, Ascomycota, Pichiomycetes, Serinales, Debaryomycetaceae.